AUGACCCCUUCUCUCCCUGGACCAAAUGGAUUGGUCUUCAAGUUUUACAGCUACUGGUACUAUGACCAGGAGGGCUAUUAUGUUGGUGAUCCUGUGGCAACUAAGCCACAAGCAAUUGCCAAAUUUCCAGGACAUUUCAAGAAGAUGGAAGUGUCCUUUGGUGCCAAAACUAUCCUAGUUCGCUGUGAUAUGGAAGCAACUAUAGGAAAGGAUGCUGGCAAAGCCAUUACCAGGCAGGGGAUCAAUACUCUACCUACUGCUACUGGUACCCCUGCUCAGAAUAGAGCAAUGAACAUGGAUCUCUACCUGCUUAUGAUAUUCUAUGUGGAUGAUAUCAGGUUGAUUUAUGAGAGGGACAGGGAGGAUCAAGCCAUCCUGUUCAACCAGUACCUGCUUUCCAACUUUGAGGUUACUUAG
Messenger RNA from Sphaerulina musiva SO2202, 417 nucleotides. RefSeq lists its product as uncharacterized. The record is from RefSeq and is a predicted model, not a curated record. Lineage: Eukaryota; Fungi; Ascomycota; Dothideomycetes; Mycosphaerellales; Mycosphaerellaceae. The transcript has 2 exons. The coding region runs from base 1 to 417 and encodes 138 amino acids.